Messenger RNA from Pteronotus mesoamericanus, 3812 nucleotides. It is a transcript of the gene HECTD3, whose product is annotated as HECT domain E3 ubiquitin protein ligase 3. The record is from RefSeq and is a predicted model, not a curated record. NCBI's taxonomy places the organism in Eukaryota, Metazoa, Chordata, Mammalia, Chiroptera, Mormoopidae. Gene Ontology annotation, biological process: proteasome-mediated ubiquitin-dependent protein catabolic process. The transcript has 21 exons. The coding region runs from base 72 to 2657 and encodes 861 amino acids. Gene Ontology annotation, molecular function: ubiquitin-protein transferase activity.
AGCUCAGUCCACCUUCGCGGCCGCUGCUCCGAAAGCCGGAUCGCCCCUGGGCUACCCUCUGCCACGUCGCCAUGGCGGGCCCGGGCCCGGGCGCGGCGCUGGAGACCCCGCGGCAGCUGCUGGGUCGUGUACGCUUCCUGGCGGAGGCAGCGCGGAGCCUCCGAUCCGGGCGGCCGCUCCCGGCGGCGCUGGCUUUCGUGCCGCGCGAGGUGCUCUACAAGCUUUACAAGGACCCGGCGGGACCGUCGCGGGUGUUGCUGCCGGUGUGGGAGGCGGAGGGCCUGGGACUGCGCGUGGGAGCUGCGAACACGACCCCUGGUACCGGCUCCGGGCCCCUACGCGCUGCUCGCAACAGCAUCGAGCUCCGGCGCGGCUCCUGUGUGCGCACCACCGGCGAAGAGUUGUGCAACGGCCAUGGGCUCUGGGUGAAGCUGACCAAGGAGCAACUGGCAGAGCACCUAGGCGACUGCGGGCUGGAGGAAGGCUGGCUCCUGGUGUGCCGCCCGGCAGAAGGCGGGGCCCGCCUCGUACCCAUCGACACUCCCGACCACCUCCAGCGACAGCAACAGCUCUUUGGAGUGGACUACCGCCCGCUGCUCAGGUGGGAACAGGUGGUAGACCUUACAUACUCACAUCGCCUGGGAUCGAGGCCUCAAGCAGCCGAGGCAUACACGGAAGCUGUACAAAGGCUACUCUAUGUGCCCCCGACGUGGACCUACGAGUGCGACGAGGACCUGAUCCAUUUCUUGUACGACCACCUGGGCAAGGAGGAUGAGAACCUGGGUAGCGUGAAGCAGUAUGUGGAGAGCAUAGACGUUUCCUCCUACACGGAGGAGUUCAAUGUGUCCUGCCUGACAGACAGCAAUGCAGACACCUACUGGGAGAGUGAUGGGUCCCAGUGCCAGCACUGGGUGCGGCUUACCAUGAAAAAGGGCACCAUUGUCAAGAAGCUGCUAAUCACAGUUGAUACCACAGAUGACAACUUUAUGCCUAAGCGGGUAGUGGUCUAUGGGGGCGAAGGAGACAACCUGAAGAAGCUGAGUGACGUGAGCAUUGACGAGACCCUGAUCGGGGAUGUCUGUGUCCUGGAGGACAUGACUGUCCACCUCCCAAUCAUUGAGAUCCGCAUCGUCGAAUGCCGAGAUGACGGGAUUGAUGUGCGUCUUCGAGGGGUCAAGAUCAAGUCAUCAAGACAGCGGGAGCUAGGGUUGAAUGCAGACCUAUUCCAGCCCACCAGCCUGGUGCGAUACCCACGCCUGGAAGGCACUGACCCAGAAGUACUAUACCGCAGAGCUGUUCUCCUGCAGAGAUUCAUAAAGAUCCUAGACAGCGUCCUACACCACCUGGUACCUGCCUGGGACCACACGCUGGGCACUUUCAGUGAGAUUAAGCAAGUGAAGCAGUUCCUGCUGCUGUCGCACCAGCGGCCAGGCCUAGUGUCCCAAUGCCUGCGUGACUCAGAGAGCAGCAAGCCCAGUUUUAUGCCACGCCUGUACAUCAACCGGCGCCUUGCCAUGGAGCACCGUGCCUGCCCCUUAAGGGACCCUACCUGCAAGAAUGCUGUCUUCACCCAGGUUUAUGAAGGCCUCAAGCCCUCUGACAAGUAUGAAAAGCCCCUGGACUACAGGUGGCCCAUGCGCUAUGACCAGUGGUGGGAGUGUAAAUUCAUUGCUGAAGGCAUUAUUGACCAAGGGGGUGGUUUCCGGGAUAGCCUGGCAGACAUGUCAGAAGAGCUGUGUCCUAGCUCGGCAGACACCCCUGUGCCUCUGCCCUUCUUUGUGCGCACGGCCAACCAGGGCAAUGGCACGGGUGAGGCCCGGGACAUGUAUGUGCCCAACCCUUCCUGCCGAGACUUUGCCAAGUACGAGUGGAUUGGACAGCUGAUGGGGGCUGCCCUUCGGGGUAAGGAGUUCCUGGUCCUGGCUCUGCCUGGUUUCGUGUGGAAGCAGCUAUCUGGCGAGGAGGUGAGCUGGAGCAAGGACUUCCCAGCUGUGGACUCCGUGCUGGUGAAGCUUCUGGAAGUGAUGGAAGGAAUGGAUAAGGAGACAUUUGAGUUCAAAUUUGGGAAGGAGCUAACAUUCACCACUGUACUGAGUGACCAGCAGGUGGUGGAGCUGAUCCCCGGGGGUGCAGGCAUUGUGGUGGAAUAUGAGGAUCGUUCCCGUUUUAUCCAGCUGGUGCAGAAGGCACGGCUAGAGGAGAGCAAGGAGCAGGUGGCAGCCAUGCAGACAGGUCUGCUGAAGGUGGUGCCGCAGGCUGUCCUGGACUUGCUGACUUGGCAAGAGUUAGAGAAAAAGGUGUGCGGGGACCCAGAGGUCACUGUGGAUGCUCUGCGCAAGCUCACCCGGUUUGAGGACUUCGAGCCAUCUGACACACGGGUGCAGUAUUUCUGGGAGGCACUGAACAACUUCACCAAUGAGGACCGGAGUCGCUUCCUGCGCUUUGUCACAGGCCGCAGCCGGCUGCCUGCACGGAUCUACAUCUACCCGGACAAGCUGGGCGGUGAGACCACAGACGCGCUGCCCGAGUCUUCCACCUGCUCCAGCACCCUUUUCCUACCGCACUAUGCCAGUGCCAAAGUGUGUGAGGAGAAGCUCCGCUAUGCAGCUUACAACUGCGUGGCCAUCGACACUGACAUGAGCCCUUGGGAAGAGUGAGUCGGCGCCGGGGGGCAGCCGUGCGCCCGUAGUAUCCCGCUCGGCCUUGCCUAGGGCAGGACACCUCACCUGGACCAGCUGCGGUCUGCGCUCCUGUUCUGGGCUUGAGCUGAUGCAGUCAGAAAAACUCAGCAGGCACAGGGUUGGAGUAGGGGCGGUGAGUUGCCACAGGUGACUCGGCCCCGCAGGUGCACAAGCCCUGCACGGGCUGGGCCCUGCUUCCGGAGUUAUUUAGUCUUUGUGAGGAGGAACCUUCCACAAGCCCAGCACAAGCUGCCAGGCCUGAGUUACUUGAAGGAGGCCAUCUAGCUCCAAACCCACCAUGGACUUGGCUUCAAUUUUUUUGGCUCCUCUUUUUUUUCAACUUGUCUUUCUUUGGCUUCAGCCUGGACUCAAAACUAAAAACUAUGUAGGAUGGUGGAGGCUCCUCCCCAAACAAGGUGUCAGGGGAUGGGUAGGGAGUGAUAAUGGUCUUUGUCCUUAGUCACCUGCCCCAGGAAUAAAGCAACAACUGAGCACCGCUCCCCAUUUCCUGGUCUGUACCUCCUCUCCCUCCACACUCACGGUGUGAGCUCUCUCCUCCCUUCCUCCAACAUAGUCUCAAUUGACAAGUGCCACUACCUUCCCUGGGUCAGGACCUACAUCCACUUGACAUUAAAUCUUUACUGCCACUAGCGCCCCAUAUUCAUCACAUCUGCCUUACUGCCAGCCUGAUUCCCUGUCUUCUGUCUCACUCCCAAGAUUUUGCACAAAUCUAGUUAUCUCCUCUCUCAAAUCUUCAAUAGCUUCUCUUUACCCAAAUCUAAGAUAAAGCCUAGACUUUAAACCUACUUCUUCUAGGCCUUAGUAGUCCCUGCCCCACCUCUCCCUCCCUCAAGGGCCUCCAUGACACUCCAUCAAAAAAUGUCUUGCACGUGGGAAAAUUGAAUAAAUGGCUGAAUUCAUUCCUUUAGAACAUGUUUAUUGUCUCCUGAGUGAUACUAGAAAAGGCUUUUCCAGGACUUCACGGUCCUGUCAGGAGCCAAGGAAAUGUCUGUCAAGUGGGAGUGGUGGGCUUGUUAGUGGCAAACAUUAAACCUGGAGCUGGGCAGGGAAAUAAGGGCCCCACUACCCAGAAGAGGGUGAAAUAAGCUGGCCUGGCAUCGUCUGGGAUGG